Molecule: messenger RNA, 2328 nt
Organism: Micromonas commoda
Lineage: Eukaryota; Viridiplantae; Chlorophyta; Mamiellophyceae; Mamiellales; Mamiellaceae
Gene: KLP1
Product: kinesin-like protein KLP1
Exons: 4
Coding region: 1-2328 (775 amino acids)
Biological process (GO): mitotic spindle organization; microtubule-based movement
Molecular function (GO): ATP binding; microtubule binding; microtubule motor activity
Source: RefSeq, a predicted model, not a curated record
AUGGCGAGCGCGGUGAAGGUGUAUCUGAGAACGCGCCCCACGGACAAUGUCCAGGGCUCCUUCACCCUACAACCCGACGGUAAGUCCGUCGCCAUCCAGGUCAAGAAGACGGACAAACCGCGGGGCACGGGCCACAUCAACAACACCGCAGACACCAUCAAGUUCCGCUUCGACGACAUCCUGCUGGACGCCAGCCAGGAGACCAUCUUCGGCACCUGCGCCGCGGACGUGUGCGAUAACGUGCUCACGGGUUACAACGGCACGAUCUUCGCGUACGGACAGACGGGCGCCGGUAAGACGUACACCAUGAGCGGCGACGUCUCCGCCGCGUACAACCAACGCGGCAUCGUCCCGAGGGCGAUCCACCACCUCUUUCACGAGUCCGAGCUGCGCGGCGACAAGGAGAUCGAGGUCAGGGUGUCGCACCUCGAGAUUUACAACGACGUCAUGUACGAUCUCCUCGCCGACGACGUGACGCAGGCGGAUAACCUGCAGAUCGUGGACAGGAUCGACGACCCGCGCUUCCCCGAGACGUUCGCCGCGGGGACGGGCGCUCGCGAGACGGUCAUCAAGGGCCUGACCAAAAAGUACUGCGCCAACGAGGCUGAGGCGCUGGCGUACUUCUUCGCGGGCGAGGCUAACCGCGCCACCGCGUCGCACAUCCUGAACAAGACAUCCAGUAGAUCGCACUGCAUCUUCACCGUCUACCUCGAGUCUCGCGGCGUCGGGGAUUCGAGCGAGAAGACCACGGUGGCGAAGCUCAACCUCGUGGACCUGGCGGGUAGCGAGCGCGUGAAGAAGACUUCGGUGUCUGGACAGCAGCUCAAGGAGGCUAACUUCAUCAACCGAUCGCUGACCUUCCUGGAGCAGACCGUAAACGCGCUGGCGAGGUUCGGGCAGGACAACGUGGACCCUCACGUCAGCGCGAGGCAGUCGAAGCUCACGCACAUCCUCCGAGAUUCGCUCGGCGGUAACUGCAGGACGACGCUCAUUGCUUGCCUCUGGCCGGAUGUCGAGCACGCGGACGAGACCGUGUCCACGUGCAGGUUCGCGUCCAGGGUGAUGACGCUGCAGACCAAGGCGGUGGUCAACGAGUCCAAGGACCCGAGGGUCAUCAUCAGGAAGCACGAGAGGCAGAUCCGGGAGCUCAAGCAGGAGCUCGCGAUGCACGACACGUUCGCGGGGAAGGCUCCCGUGAAUUACGGCGAGAUGGGCGAGGUUGAGCGACAGGAGCUGAGGCAGCAGGUGGGAAUGUUCCUCGACGGGGACAUGCCCGUGGACGACCUGCCGUGCGAGUCGCUCAAACAGGUCCGGGAGAUAUUCCGCAUCCUGAAGCACAGCUACAGGGGAGCCAAGACGGAGCUGGAAGACGCGCUCGCGAAGGGUCCCGCCGACACAGCUGUCGCAGCCGGAGCCGACGCAGCUGAGGAGGGCGACGCCGAGGGCGAGGUGGGCGACAUGGACGCGGAGGGGUCCACGUUCAACGUCGGCGUCGCGCCGCCCGAUUUCGUACCCCCCCCGGAGACACCCGCGGCGACGGCGCCGCUCCCGUCGGCGGGCGCCACCGGAGCCGCGGAGACGAUGCGCGUGGGGUUCAAGGGCACCGACGCCAAGGCCAAAGCCGCGGCGUACGAGGGGUACAAGGCCAAGGUGGCGCCGGAGAAGGCUGGCGAGCUCGCCGGUAUGCUCGCGGAUCUGCGGGCCAAGAAGCGCGAGCUCAGGGAGGCCAUCGCGACGUGCAACGCGGCCAAGGCGGAGAUCGACGCCGUGGCGAAACAGCUCGAGGAGACGCGACUCGCCGCCGCGCGGGGUGCCGAGGAGGGUGCCGAGGAGGGUGCCGAGGUGCCGACCAAGCCACCGCCGCCCGGUGACGUGGACGUCAUCGACCAGGAGACGUACGACGCGAUGGCGCGCGCGAAGCAGCGCAAGGGCGACUACCGCAGGGCGUUUGAGGAGGUCAAAUCGCUCAAGACGGCGGUGACCGAAAUGUCCGACGAGGUGCAGCAGUUCCGGGCGGUGUUCGUGAACGAGUUCCAGGCUUGGUACGACAAGGGUGGCGGGGCGGAGUUUCGGCUGGAGGAUGAGGAGGAGGACGAGCUCGACUACGGCGAGAAGUUUGACCACCUGGAGAUGCAGCUGCACCUUCGCGACGAUCCCGAGUCGGGGGCGUACUUUCAGAGCAAGAAGCUCAUGCGCUCGGGUAAGACGCGGCCGGGAGUGGAUAAGAGCGCGAUGAGCACCAUGCGCAUGAGGGUCAGCGGGGGUACGCUCAAGGGAGGAUCGAAGAAGGAGUGGGAUCCCCGCGACACGGCUCCCAGGCCGCGAUGA